Vidua macroura (Pin-tailed whydah) is the source of this 2212-nucleotide messenger RNA. It is a transcript of the gene RFC3, whose product is annotated as replication factor C subunit 3. Gene Ontology annotation, molecular function: DNA binding; DNA clamp loader activity; ATP hydrolysis activity. NCBI's taxonomy places the organism in Eukaryota, Metazoa, Chordata, Aves, Passeriformes, Viduidae. The record is from RefSeq and is a predicted model, not a curated record. Gene Ontology annotation, cellular component: nucleus; DNA replication factor C complex. Gene Ontology annotation, biological process: DNA repair; DNA-templated DNA replication. The transcript is spliced from 9 exons. Bases 42 to 1112 code for a protein of 356 amino acids.
AGCGCGCCUCCCGCUGCCGGCCCGCGCGCUUUCGGAGCGCCAUGAGCCUGUGGGCCGACAAGCACCGGCCCGGCGCCCUCGCCCGCCUCGACUUCCACCGCGAGCAGGCGGCGCGGCUCCGCAACCUGGUUCAAUGUGGUGACUUUCCUCAUCUGUUGGUGUAUGGACCAUCAGGAGCUGGAAAAAAGACAAGAAUAAUGUGUUUGUUAAGGGAAUUAUAUGGUGCAGGAGUGGAGAAACUGAGGAUUGAGCAUCAGAGUAUAACGGCACCUUCUAAGAAGAAGAUUGAAAUUAGCACCAUUGCAAGUAAUUAUCACCUUGAAGUUAACCCAAGUGAUGCAGGAAACAAUGACCGUGUGGUAAUUCAGGAGCUCUUGAAGACAGUGGCACAGUCCCAACAGCUUGAGACAAGUACUCAACGAGAUUUUAAAGUGGUGCUGUUAACAGAAGUUGACAAACUUACAAAAGACGCUCAGCAUGCUUUGCGAAGAACAAUGGAGAAGUACAUGGCGACCUGCAGGUUGAUCCUGUGCUGUAAUUCAAUGUCAAAAAUUAUAGGACCCAUUCAAAGCAGAUGCCUGGCUGUACGAGUGCCCGCUCCUAGCAUUGAAGAUAUCUGCCAUGUCUUGUCCAGUGUGUGUAAGAAAGAAGGCCUGACUCUUCCUCAGGAACUGGCUCAAAGGAUUGCAGAGAAAUCUGGCAGGAAUCUUCGGAAGGCACUACUUAUGUGUGAGUCAUGCAGAGUACAACAGUAUCCUUUUACUGCUGAUCAAGACAUUCCUGAGAUGGACUGGGAAGUUUAUUUGAGAGAAACUGCAAAUGCUAUUGUUGGUCAACAGACACCACAAAGGCUUUUAGAAGUCCGUGGACGACUUUAUGAACUCCUGACCCACUGCAUCCCUCCUGAGAUUAUAAUGAAGGGUCUCCUGACAGAACUUCUAAAUAAUUGUGAUGGACAGCUGAAAGGAGAAGUUGCACAGAUGGCGGCCUUCUAUGAACACCGCUUGCAACUGGGCAGCAAAGCCAUUUAUCAUCUGGAAGCAUUUGUUGCAAAGUUUAUGGCAAUUUACAAGAAGUUCAUGGAGGAUGGGCUGGAUGACAUAAUGUUCUAACUCUGAUGCCUGAAGUCAUACACAGAAUGUUGUGUCAAGAUACCAAUGGUGUUGCAAAUGUCUAGUUGUCAGUGCUUGAUUACGUGUGGGUCUAGUUCUAAGUCAAAUAUUUUUAUUUUGCUGUUUAAUAAAACAAUGUUUGUUCAGCUUUAGAAACCAGAUGGAUUGUUUUGACAGCCACAAAUCCAUCUUUAGAUCCAUACAAAAUGCAUUGGCCUUUCAGAAAGACAACACAUUGCCUUGGAAGAUGUGCAAGAUCAGAGCUGCUUUGCAGUAUUUGUAAGCUGACAUUAAGAAGAGAGAACACAGGUGCUGUAUGCUUGGUUUUUGUUAAUCACAGAUGGGCAAGGCUGAAGGAAAAAUGUUUUUUCCAUGUUCUGCCAAGUUCCACCUUGAACAUGUAUGUUCUGCCUUUUGAUCUAUACAUCUUAGUGUUUGUCUGGCUUCUUUUUUUUAGCCUGAGUGUUUUCUGUGGUGUGCUCACACCAAAUGUUUUCUUUCUUUUUUCUUUGUAAGCAGUUGCAUUGAAAUUGUGGAGGAACAAUACUUUGAUGUUACUUGUAAAUCACAUGUAACACCUUGUUUAGAAGGAUUAUACCUUUAUAAAGCAAGUUCAUUUGCUGUCUGACACUCUUGGGUUUGCCUCAACCUACAUGCUGUUCAGGUAAAGGUUAGUACUUUGACUAUUUUUUUAAUGAAAGGAAAAGUUUCAGCUUUCAACAAGUAUCUUUUACCUCUUAAACUGAUAUGUGACAUUUUUAAAAUGGCAUAAUAAAUUGUAGCAAAUAUGAACAAAAAUGCUGAAUUGUUUUUUUACAGUGUCUGACAGCCUAGGUGCAUUCAUCUGCUUUGAUGUAGACAUCUUUCAGAAAGGUGGGAUAUCCCACACAUGCUGGAAGACUGAAGGGAGCCACUGAAGUUUAAAAAAAUCCAAAUCAAUACAAGCAACAAGAAAAAGUGAAAAAACAGCCUCCCAUAAUAAUAAUAAUAAUUAUGAUAAUAGUAGAAAAGCAACAAUACCUGUUGCAAAAAUACCUGUGCUGCAAGUCUUUCACGUGUUAUGUCUAUGUACCAUCGUACUAUAAAAAUUACUGAAUUCA